Molecule: messenger RNA, 1963 nt
Organism: Sceloporus undulatus (fence lizard)
Lineage: Eukaryota; Metazoa; Chordata; Lepidosauria; Squamata; Phrynosomatidae
Product: glucagon receptor-like
Exons: 14
Coding region: 154-1452 (432 amino acids)
Biological process (GO): cell surface receptor signaling pathway; adenylate cyclase-modulating G protein-coupled receptor signaling pathway
Cellular component (GO): plasma membrane
Molecular function (GO): peptide hormone binding; glucagon receptor activity
Source: RefSeq, a predicted model, not a curated record
AGCAACAGGACUGUCCUUUUUUUGGAUGCUUUCAGCUCAAAAGCUCCAGCCAGACAAGAAGCAGAGGAGGAAAAGCAGCCCUGCUCUUGGGACCAGCAGGCAGGACCAUAAUUUGCCUGUGACAUCCCUGCAUGCCAAGGACUGCAGCUAACCAUGAGAGCGGCAUUUCUCUCGCAGUGUGCAGUGAAGCUAAUUCAUUCCCUCUGGCUGAGCCUGAUCUUCAUGGAGAGCUGUAGUGCGAAGGUUUUGGAAAAGACACUGGCACAGUGGAUGCAAUACAAGGAUGAAUGUUUUAAGAAAAUGGCCAACGAUCCCUAUCCCUCGGGGAUCUUUUGCAACCGAACAUUUGACAUGUAUGCAUGCUGGCCGGAUGGGAGCCCUGGCGCCAUCGUCAAUGUCUCCUGCCCUUUCUAUCUGCCCUGGUAUGAAAAAGUGAAACAUGGGCUGGUGAGUCAGAAGUGUGGGCUCGACGGCCACUGGGUGCUGGUGAAUGGGACGGAGCUGUGGAGGGACCAUUCCCAGUGCCUGGAAGAGAUGGAAGCGACUGCUGAAGAGGAGGGAGUCCAUCGGUUGAUGGUCAGUUUCAAAGUCAUCUACACCGUGGGCUAUGCCCUGUCCUUGCUGGCACUGGUCUUGGCUCUUCUCAUCCUCACAGUCUUCAGGAAACUUCGCUGCACACGGAACUACAUUCAUGCAAAUCUCUUUGCUUCCUUUGGGCUCCGGGCCCUUUCCGUGAUCGUGAAGGAUGCGCUGAUGGAGAGGUUGUGGAGGAGGGAGGUUUUCCAGGUGUCUGACUGGGAGACCUUGUGGAGCCAUGAGGUUGCAAUCGGUUGCCGUGUGGCUCAGGUCACGAUGCAGUACUGUAUUUUGGCCAACCACUACUGGUUUCUGGUGGAGGCUGUCUACCUGUACAAGCUUCUGAUUGGAGCCGUGUUUUCAGAAAAGAACUACUACACCCUUUACCUUUACCUUGGCUGGGGGACCCCAGUGGCCUUUGUCGUGCCAUGGAUGGCUGCAAAAUACCUGAAGGAAAAUACAGAGUGCUGGGGGGCCAAUGAGAACAUGGCCUACUGGUGGAUUAUUCGCAUCCCUAUUUUGCUUGCCUCCGUGAUCAACCUGCUGAUCUUCAUGCAGAUCCUGAAGGUUAUCGUGGCCAAGUUACGAGCCAACCAGAAGCAUUAUGUCGACUAUAAACUGCGAUUAGCCAAAGCCACCCUGACCCUUGUCCCCCUCUUUGGGAUCCAUGAAGUGGUCUUCAUCUUUGCCACAGAUGAACAAACUACAGGAAUCCUGCGUUACAUCAAAGUUUUCUUCACUCUCUUCCUUAACUCCUUCCAGGGUUUCCUGGUUGCUGUACUUUACUGCUUUGCAAAUAAGGAGGUAAAGUCUGAAAUGAAGAAGAAAUGGCAGCUCUGGAAACUGGAUCACCCAGCUCUCUGCUGCACUCAGUGAAGAUGAGGGGGGUGGAAAUGCUGCACACCAGCGCAGGGGUUUGUGCAUCCUCUGCCAAGCUCCCCUUGAAACAGCAGCUGGUUCUCUGUCCCAUGAUGGACUGCUUCAGGCAGGCAUGGGAUUGCCUUGGGAUGACCGCCAUCAAGAGCUGUUACAAUCAUAGUUCUGUUUGUAGGCCAAGAGUACCAUUCAGAAAAAGGGCCUGAGGUGACUGUUGCCACUGGCUCAAACUUGGAGAGUCAUGCUACUGAGCAGAAGCAUAAAUGAUGUACCAGCCAUGCUGAAGGAAUGAUGGCAGGUGCUUGCCUUAACCUCUAAAAUGCACUGUAGACUGAUGUGUAUGUAUCAUAUAUCUACACACCAAGAACUGAGGACAGUCCCAUCUGGACUGAGUUUUGACCAGGUAUGAUGGGCCUUAGUAACAUCCUCCACCAGCUGGCCACACUGAAGAACAGCUACUAUUGAUACUCACACUUCUCAUAUAUUUGAUAUUAAAGAAACACAAUCUCUU